AUGGAUAGUAGUAGGCGAAGAUACAUAUACGAGGAGAUAACAAAACUCGGGAGAAGGAACAUCAGUGCUCAGAUCUUUACAUUCCAAGAUCUGAGCGUCGCCACCAGGAACUUUGAUCCUGAGAAUCAGCUCGGUGAAGGCGGUUUCGGAAGGGUUUACAAAGGGUACAUAGAAACCAAUGAUAAGGUUGUUGCAGUUAAGCAACUAGACAGGAAUGGCUACCAAGGGAACAGAGAAUUCCUUGUUGAAGUCAUGAUGUUGGGUCUCUUACAUCAUCAAAACCUUGUUAAUUUGGUUGGUUAUUGCGCAGACGGUGAUCAACGCAUUCUUGUCUAUGAAUAUAUGCAAAAUGGCUCAUUAGAAGAUCAUCUUCUCGAAUUGGUGCGGAACAAGAAGAAGCCGUUGGAUUGGGACACAAGGAUGAAAGUUGCAGCAGGAGCAGCGAGAGGGCUUGAGUAUCUACACGAAACAGCUGAUCCUCCUGUGAUCUAUAGAGACUUCAAAACCUCCAACAUAUUACUUGACGAAGAAUUCAACCCGAAGCUUUCGGAUUUCGGUUUAGCUAAAGUCGGUCCGACCGGUGGAGAGACUCACGUCUCGACCAGAGUGAUGGGAACGUACGGCUACUGUGCGCCUGAGUAUGCUCUCACCGGACAGCUCACUGUGAAGUCCGAUGUGUACAGCUUCGGAGUAGUGUUCUUGGAGAUGAUCACGGGAAGAAGAGUGAUCGACCCGACAAAACCAACUCAAGAAGAGAAUCUAGUCACUUGGGUAAUUAUAUAUAGUAACAUACUUCACAUGCAAAGUCUCUUGUUUAUAGGCGUUUUCUUGAAUGGAUGAUUGCUAAAAUGCGCAGGCGAGCCCGUUGUUUAAAGAUAGGAGAAAGUUCACGCUAAUGGCGGAUCCUUUGCUUGAAGGGAAGUACCCAAUAAUAGGAUUGUAUCAAGCACUUGCGGUUGCAGCGAUGUGUCUUCAAGAAGAAGCAGCAACGAGACCAAUGAUGAGUGAUGUGGUUAGUGCGCUCGAGUACUUAGCUAUGACCAAAGACAAAGUAGAUGCAGAAGCUGUAGAAGACAAGGGGAAUUAUUAUAAUUAAUAAACAAACUAAUAAAACAUAUGAUAACAGAGAAGAAGGAGAGGAAAAAUCUAAGCUUUAAGCAAUAUGUUGCUUAUUUGUAAUUUUAAUGAUCUGUUUUAGGAAAUUUGAGGAGUUUUUGCUGAGAAUAUUUAUUUAUUUUUGGUUUCAAGUUUCAAACUUUUCUCCUUUUACAUUGCACAAAUUAGGCAUGGGUAGGGUGUGUUCAUGUAUGCCUUGAGGUUUUUAGGUUUAGUUUUCUAGUUCUCAUCAGAGUUUUAUAUCUGUAUGGAGGAUCAAUGUUCUAAAAAAAUUGGUCCUACAUCAACUAGAUGUUCGCUUAGAUGGAAAAUUAGUCAUAUUCGAAAUAUUUUUAUAAAUGUUUGAUUUAAUCGAUUUAAAUUGGUUUAAAUUUAGUUUAAACAAUUUUAGUUGUCUAAAGCGAUCCAAAUUAGUCUAAAUCAAUUGAAUCAAAUGACUAAAUAUAUUAUAUUUACCAAUAAUUUAUCUAAAUAAGUGAUAAUCUUUUCUUCUCUCCGGUUUGUUUUUAGUAUAUCCAUUUUUUUAAUAUUUCAUCAAAGUAAUUUUUUAAUUAAGUACAAUUGAAAGAAAUAUGUAAUGUAAUUAUGUAAUAUAUAAUAGAUAAACAAAUGAUUUGUUAACGCCUAUGUCUAGCAUAGGUUCUGAAUAAUACGUUUAAGCGCUAAUACUCUAUUAAGCGUCUAAAUACCACCUAAAACUUUUUAUAUCCAUUCAUAUUUUUACUAGUGUUAAAAAAAAUUACUAUGCGCUAAACGGAAACUCAAUAUCUAGCGUCUAAAAUGAUUUAUCACACGUCUGGAUUAUUAAUUAGACUGAUUAAAUAUAUAAUAACAUUCAUAUUUUUAUUUUGAUAAGAUUUUAUACUAUAAUAUAUUAAUUAAUAUAAAUUCACAAAUAAUAAUAAUUAUUUUUUAUCAUAUUAUAAUUAUUUAGACGUUUUAUAAAGUAAUCACCAUGGUUCACUGAGCUUAGCGCCUAAACACCAACUAAAACGAUUUUUAAAACACUGAUUUUUACUUUUAGAUAGGAUUACUUUUGGUUUGAAUUUAUUUUGUAUUUCAGGUUUUAUAUUUUUUGGCUAGACCUAGCACAAAUCGUCAGAACACUAGAAUCAGAUUUUAGAAUUAAAAAUGGUUUUUAGUGAUAAAUCUCCUCAACUAA
Brassica napus (rape) is the source of this 2278-nucleotide messenger RNA. RefSeq names its product probable serine/threonine-protein kinase PBL23. NCBI's taxonomy places the organism in Eukaryota, Viridiplantae, Streptophyta, Magnoliopsida, Brassicales, Brassicaceae. The transcript has 4 exons. Gene Ontology annotation, molecular function: protein kinase activity; ATP binding. Gene Ontology annotation, biological process: protein phosphorylation. The record is from RefSeq and is a predicted model, not a curated record. The coding region runs from base 1 to 840 and encodes 279 amino acids.